Owenia fusiformis is the source of this 1801-nucleotide messenger RNA. NCBI's taxonomy places the organism in Eukaryota, Metazoa, Annelida, Polychaeta, Sabellida, Oweniidae. The record is from the annotation of a GenBank genome assembly.
CUCUCUUUAAAUGCUCGGAUAGAGUCCACAUUUCUGAUGAAAAUAUCUGAAAUGUUCAUAGAAAAGUAAAUAUUGACGCCUGGAUGAAUCUAUCGACUAUAAAAUAUACACCAAAAACAGGAGUACAUCAAAGAGAAACAAGAUACUAAAUAUUAAUUGCGAAAAACCUUCUAAAAAAUUUAUUUUCAACGAUCAUCUGGACCCACGUUUCACAUUUAGUCAAAUGGCAGAGCCGGAUGUCAAAAACGGACCUGAGGAUGUGGCUGAAAAAUUAUCAAAAUUGACAAUGGGUGAUAGCAAGGUAGAAGCUGAUGACGACGACUUUGUUGACCCAUGGAGUGUGGCCAGUAAAUCAGCAACCGGGAUUGAUUAUAAUAAACUCAUAAAAAAAUUUGGCAGUUCUAAGAUAGAUGAUGAACUUGUUACAAGAAUUGAGAAGAUCACAGGCAAGCCUGCGCAUCAUUUACUCAAGAGGGGUGUAUUCUUUUCUCACAGAGAAAUGCAUGGUAUACUUAACAAGGUUGAACAGGGUAAACCUUUCUUCCUGUACACAGGCAGAGGCCCUUCCUCAAAUUCAAUGCAUCUGGGACAUCUUAUACCAUUCGUUUUCACAAAAUGGCUCCAGGAGACAUUUGAUGUACCAUUAGUGAUACAGAUGACCGAUGAUGAGAAGUUCUUGUGGAAAGAUCUGAAGUUGGAUGUUGCUCAAAAGAUGGCAAUCGAUAAUGUUAAAGAUAUCAUAGCUUGUGGCUUCGACAAAGAAAAAACAUUCAUAUUUAAAGAUACUGAAUAUAUAGGGCAAUCUCCAGCGUUCUAUCAGAACAUGUUGAGGGUACAGAAAUGUGUUACAUUCAACCAAGUGCGAGGAAUCUUUGGGUUUGGGGAUAGUUCAAAUAUUGGAAAGAUUGCCUUCCCAUCAAUCCAGGCUUCACCUUCCUUCAGCAGCUCAUUUCCUCAGAUCUUUGAGGGCAAGAAGGAUAUUCCAUGUCUCAUCCCAUGUGCAAUAGAUCAGGACCCAUACUUUAGAAUGACAAGAGAUGUCGCUCCCAGAUUGAAGUAUCCGAAACCUGCUUUGAUCCACUCAACCUUCUUCCCAGCAUUACAGGGUGCACAAACCAAGAUGAGCGCCAGUGACCCAUUGUCUUCUAUAUUCCUGACAGACACACCCAAUCAAAUCAAAAACAAGAUUAACAAAUAUGCUUUCUCUGGGGGUGGUGCUACAUUAGAGGAACACCAGAAAAAUGGUGGAAACUGUGAUGUAGACAUACCUUACCAAUAUCUCACUUUCUUCCUUGAGGAUGAUGAACGACUGGCACAGAUAAAAGAGGAUUACUCCAGUGGAAAAAUGAUGACUGGAGAAAUAAAGAAGACAUUAAUAGAAGUUCUCCAACCAAUUGUUAAGAAACAUCAAGAGAGACGUAAAAUGAUCACCGAUGAUGAAAUCAAAGAAUUUAUGAGACCGAGAAAACUCAAAUAUGACUAUUCAACGAAAAAAUGAGACUUAGGAAUGUUUAACUUAGCCAAUGUUACCAAAUACAUUUAACAAGAGAUGAUAGAAACAUUAGGAAACAUUUUCUGAUACUCAUACAGUGUGAAUAUAUAAUCCUUAGUUCAUUACAGUUCAGACUGGGUAAGAUCAGAAGAUAUGUCCACCGGACUCCUCUUUUUAUAUUUUUUGAAUAAUCAAGAUCUUUGUGUUUAAGCAUAGAUGCACUGUUUUGAAGCUUCUGUAACAAUUUCUUACUUGACAAAUACUGUUUAGAUGGACUUCAAUUUUUUUCCAAAAUCAUCUACAAGUUUU